AUGGAACCUGUCAGCAAGAAGAUUAAAUUGGAGGAUUCCUCCGGUAGACUUAGAUGUCAAUAUUUGAUAGUGAAAAAGGAUAGGCAAUGUGGCAUGACUAGACGUGCAGAUGAGCAAUAUUGUUCUGAACAUUUAAAUCUUUUAAAGAAAAAUUCUGGUACUUUAAUUCACUCGGGUGUCAAUUCAGAAGAAAGGGAAAGAAUACCUUGUCCAUUGGAUCCUAAUCAUAGUGUUUGGAAAGAUCAAUUAUCAAGACAUUUGAAAAAAUGUAAUAAAUUUAAAUUAUCUCAUGUUAAUGAUAAUGAAACAUUUUUCAAUAAAGAUAUGAAUAUUAAUAAUAACGAUACUUUAUCGUCUGUUAAAAUUGAUUAUAAACAAUUUUUAAAUCAAUCUAUAGAAAUUUUACAAAAAUGGAAAAUUGAAAAUGAUAUAAUUAUACCAUUAAAACAAGAAUCAAAUCAAGAAAUGGUUCAAAAAAGAGUUAAUACACUAAUUAAUCAAAAACAUGCAAUUCAGCAAUCGUCAUUAAUUCAAAAUAUGAUUGAUUAUAAAAUUUUAAACACUACUAAAAAAGAUCAAGAUUAUAUUGAAUUUGGUUGUGGUAAAGCAGAAUUUUCACGUUAUUUAAAUCAAGUCAUUUGUUUAACCAAUCAAAAUGAACCUAGAGAUAUUACAUAUCAUUUGAUUGAUAGAGCUUCAAAUAGAAUGAAAUUUGAUUCAAAAUUUGUUAGUGAUACUCAAGAAUUAACAAAUCAAUUGAAAAUUGUCCCAACUAUAAAACGUAUUAAGAUAGAUAUUAAAGAUUUGAAAAUAGAUACACAAUUAGAUUCAAGUCAUAAUUAUGUGGCAAUCUCAAAACAUCUAUGUGGUGUCGCAACAGAUUUAACAUUACGUUGUAUCCUGAAUAACAAUAUUUUACAUAACAAAUUGGAUGGUCUAUGCAUUGCUAUGUGUUGCAGACAUGUUUGUUCCCCAAGAGACUAUGUGAACCCCGAGUACAUUAAAGCAUUAUUAUUACCAGAUACAAACGAUAUUACUUAUGAGCAAUUUUUCACAUGUUUGACCAAAAUAUGUUCAUGGGCUACAAAUGGUAGAAGACCAGAUAUGGUUGGGACAGAUAUUGUUGAAAUUACUGAUUCUAUAUCGAUGACUUUAGAGGAACGUGAAUCCCUAGGGCUAAUGGCACGCAAAAUAAUCGAUUUAGGAAGAUUGAAAUGGGUUCAACAAAAUCUUGGCGAAAACGCCGAAUUGAUCAGAUAUGUAGAUAAAUCCAUCUCAUUAGAGAACGUUGCAUUGUUAUUUAAACACACAUAA
Messenger RNA from Maudiozyma saulgeensis, 1314 nucleotides. NCBI's taxonomy places the organism in Eukaryota, Fungi, Ascomycota, Saccharomycetes, Saccharomycetales, Saccharomycetaceae. The record is from the annotation of a GenBank genome assembly.